AUGACACUAGAGGAAUCGAUUACUCGGAUCAAGGCCAACUUGACUGAAGUCCUAAAUCCCGAGAUCAUCGACAAUGUGAUCCUGAAGGAAAAGCGACCCCUCCGCGUCUACUGGGGAACCGCCCCAACAGGAAAACCACAUUGCGGCUACUUCGUACCCUUGGUCAAGAUUGCCGAACUUCUCCACGCAGGAUGUCACGUCAAGAUCCUCCUCGCCGAUGUUCAUGCAAAACUCGAUAAUUUGAAAUCGUCAUCCGAAGUGAUCCAGCACCGAUGCGAAUACUACAAGCUCCUCAUCAAGAGCUCCCUGAAAGCCAUUGGCGUCGAUGUCUCCAAGCUUGACUUUGUCGUAGGAAGCACAUUCCAGUACAGCAGGAAAUACCAGACCGACCGCGUGCGCUUCUCGUCUAUUGUCAAAUACUCGCAGGUCCGCAAGGCUGGUGCCGAGGUCGUUAAGCAAGGCGACGAUCCCAUCUUCAGUAGCUUGGACUACCCCAUCUGGCAAAGCCUCGACGAGGAGCACCUCGAUGUAGACGCGGAACUGGGCGGUGUUGAUCAGCGCAAGAUCUUUACCUUUGCCAUCGACCAUAUGCCCAAGAUUGGCUACAAGGUGCGAGCACACUUGAUGAACCCCAUGGUUCCUGGUCUUGGAGAAGCACAGAAGAUGAGUUCAAGCGAGCCAAGCUCCAAGAUCAAUCUUCUCGAUUCGCCUGAAGAAGUCGCCAAAAAGCUCAGGAAAGCUGUGUGCUUCCCAAAACAAGUUGGAGGGAAUGGCGUGAUUGCGUUUAUAGAACACGUAAUCUUCCGAGUUGCGUCGCUCAAAGCUGGUGGCAAGCCAAGUUUCACGGCUGAAACACGGGAAGGCGAGGUCCUGGUCUAUGAAGACAUCUCCAAGCUCAAGGAGGAUUACGAGAGCGACAUUCUGACACCGCAAAUGGUCAAACCUGCGUUGAUCAAAGCACUCAACAAGCUUCUGGACCCUAUCCGGAAAGACUUUGAGGCUGACGAGGAUUGGAAACGCGUUGCAGAUCUGGCUUACCCAGUUGAAGUGAAGCCUGAGAAGACAAAUAAGGAGAUGUACAACGGCAAGAGAUCUCAAAAGCUGCCUAUUCGGACAUCAACCUAUCUAGUUACAGAGGAGAUGCCCUAA
Molecule: messenger RNA, 1149 nt
Organism: Fusarium redolens
Lineage: Eukaryota; Fungi; Ascomycota; Sordariomycetes; Hypocreales; Nectriaceae
Exons: 1
Coding region: 1-1149 (382 amino acids)
Biological process (GO): tyrosyl-tRNA aminoacylation
Molecular function (GO): ATP binding; tyrosine-tRNA ligase activity
Source: RefSeq, a predicted model, not a curated record